AUGAAAAACAAAUGGAACCACUCAAUCACUUGUAAUCAUACAAUACCUUCUACUUUUAAACAAUCUUUGUCAUAUUAUAUUCCCAAUCCUUUUGAAAAGAACAAAUGUUUGGAAGUUGAAAAAUCUUUUCCUGUUGUCAAUACACCAAACUAUACUAACAAUUUUAAUUAUUCAUCCUCUAAAGAAAAUUUACUUGACUAUUUUAAAUCAUCAGUUAAUCAACAACAUUUUAAUAAUCCAUGUAAUUUAUUCUACCUAAAUGAAUGGUAUCAAUCGUAUCAUGAACGAAGUAUAUUCACACCGAUUGAGAAAGAUGAAAAACCUUUGGAUUUAUCGUUCAAAACAGAUUCAACUCUCAAUGAAUCGAUUUGUCAACAACAUCUGGAACCAGAUAAACAACUCCCUAAGUUUCAUAAAACACCAAAUGAAUCUUCAGAAGCUUGUUGUUAUUGUUCUACUUAUCUAUCAGACUGUCAUCAUUUCAAAAAGCAUAACUGUUCAUAUCAAGCAGACGUAUUAAAGAAGCAAUUUUCAAUUCCACAUGAAAAUUCCAUUAAUUCGUCAAAUGAUUAUUCAAAUGACUCAACUUAUUUCAUCAGCAACUUUUCACAAAAAUCUUUUACUAGUAUAAAUAAUUUAACAAACUGUAUAUUAAGUGUAGUAGAUCAAGAACCAUCGACAUCGAAAAUUGAAAAAUUCAGUAUUCAACAGAUAAUUAAUUCAACAAAUCCAUCAUCAAAUAAAGAAUCCCAAUUUAUCAAACAAACAAGACGUCCAUAUACAGAAAUUGAAUUAUCUGCAGCUGUGAAAGCUAUUUGUUUCGGACGAUUAGGAACACGUAGAGCUGCUAGUAUUUAUGGUAUACCAAGAUCAACACUUAGAAAUAAAAUAUGUAAAUUAAAUGAAUUGAAGAAAAUAGAAGAAAAACGUCUCGGUGGUAAAUCGAUUGUUCUAUCAAAAUUUUUAUUAGAUUUAAUUGAAUUAAAUAAUGAAUUUUUACAUUCAACAAAUCAAAAUGUCAAUUUUAAAGGACAAAUCACAAAAUCAUUUCAUAAUAUAAAAGAGAUCAAAUCUUGUUCACAGAGAAAUUGUUCUAGUUAUUUAAUGCAUACAAUUAAUCGUGUGGCGUCAAUAUUUCAAGUGAAUUGUCGAAGGAGUUACAUGUAUAAAAAGACUUCGAAUAAUAAAUCAAAAAAUGGAUUGGAAAAGUCCAUUCAAAGAAGAAGGUGACCUCAAUUCAUAAACUACGCCGUUCGCACCAACAGCCAAUUAAUUAAUAACAAACCUGCUAAUAGGUCGAUUAUCUAAUGGUAGAUAUACG
Messenger RNA from Schistosoma turkestanicum, 1321 nucleotides. NCBI's taxonomy places the organism in Eukaryota, Metazoa, Platyhelminthes, Trematoda, Strigeidida, Schistosomatidae. The record is from the annotation of a GenBank genome assembly.